AUGGCUUACUACUCUCAUUUGAUCACUUGGUUGGCCUUCUUUUCCCUCUUAUUAUUCAACUCAUGCCACAGCUUCAAUCCUAAAGAUUCCAAAGAUUGGGGCUGGGGCUGGGGUUCACCCUUUGGCUCGGGUACUCCCCCAACUUAUGGCUCGCCCCCGAAUGAUGGUCCCAGUUCAGGUUCAGGUUCAGGUACUCCCCCGACUUAUGGUCCACCCGCGAGUUAUGGUUCGGGAUCAGGUUUGCCACCACCUUCGAGUUACGGUGCGACGCCCGGGUAUGGUUCGGGAUCGCCACCACCUCCAAGUUACGGUUCGAACCCUGGAUAUGGUUCGGGUUCGCCACCAUCCCCGAGUUACGAUUCGAACCCACCUCCAUCCCCGAGUUACGGUUCGACCCCUCCGCCAUCCCCGAGUUACGGUUCGACCCCUCCGCCAUCCCCGAGUUACGGUUCGACCCCACCUCCGUCCCCGAGUAAUGGUUCGACCCCGAGUUACGGUUCGCCCCCGAGCUCAGGUUCGGGGGGAUGGGGAACUACCCAAGCAACUUGGUAUGGAGAGAAGACGGGUGCUGGAAGCGACGGUGGUUCGUGCGGAUAUGAAACCGCAGUCGAGAAGCCUCCGUUUUCUUCCCUAAUAACCGCAGCUGCGAGUCCUCUCUACAAAGAUGGCAAUGGUUGCGGCCUAUGUUACCAGGUACAAUGCACUUCGGAGCAUUGUUCGGGUACACCGGUGACGGUGGUAAUAACAGAUGCGUGCUAUGGUUGUGGUGAUAGUCACUUGUUCGAUUUAAGCGGCACUUCCUUUCGACAAAUGGCUAUUCCCGGACAAGAACAACAACUUCAAGACAGAGGAAUCAUCGACGUUCAAUAUAAAUCGGUUCCAUGCAAUUUUCCGGGCACAAAUGUGGCAUUCCGGGUUGACCCGGGCUCCAACGCGAACUAUCUUGCGGUGGCCAUCGAAUACGAAGAUGGGGACGGGUUGACAGAUGUCGCCGUGAGGAAGUCCAACACGAAUGGUGAUUGGAUCCCGAUGACUUUGUCUUGGGGUGCUGUGUGGAAGGCUAACCUCAACGGGAUUUCGCCGCCGUUUUCCUUCAAGUUGACUGACUCUUCAAAAACCGUGGUGGCCGAAAAUGUUAUUCCGGCCGACUAUGGCUUCACAACCUACACAUCGAAUGUCAACUUUUAA
This is a messenger RNA of Striga hermonthica, 1188 nucleotides long. The record is from the annotation of a GenBank genome assembly. Lineage: Eukaryota; Viridiplantae; Streptophyta; Magnoliopsida; Lamiales; Orobanchaceae.